This is a messenger RNA of Corvus hawaiiensis (hawaiian crow), 297 nucleotides long. The record is from the annotation of a RefSeq genome assembly. NCBI's taxonomy places the organism in Eukaryota, Metazoa, Chordata, Aves, Passeriformes, Corvidae.
AUGUCUGCCCUACAAUUAAGCUUUUUCUCCGCCUUCACCCUAAGCAGCCUGGGUCUAGCCUUCCACCGCACACACCUAAUCUCUGCACUACUAUGUCUAGAAAGCAUAAUACUCUCCAUAUACAUCGCCCUAUCCAUAUGACCUAUUCAGACCCAAACAACAUCUGCCACCCUACUACCACUUCUAAUACUAGCAUUCUCCGCCUGCGAAGCAGCAACAGGCCUAGCCCUGCUAGUUGCCUCUACCCGAACCCAUGGCUCGGACCACCUACACAACUUUAACCUACUACAAUGCUAA